GGCCAGAAUCCAAACAUGGUGACACCUGCUCAGUUUGUCGUCAUUCUGACAUGUUUGCUUUCAGGGAACACUGCACAGAGCAUUUCUCUGGGAUCAUCUUCAUCUGUUCUUCAAGAAAGUGUUUUUAAAUCAGCUCACAUUGGAGAAACUGUGACUUUACCAUGUUUCUAUAAAGAAUUUUAUUUAAAAUAUGUCUCAUGGUACAUAUAUAUUCUGGGGAAAAAACCAAAACAGUUAUCUUAUUUACGUAAAUAUGACAAAAAUGUAACUCUUAGCGAUGAAUUCAAGAACAGGUUUACUUUAAAACCAGGAAACCAAAGUAGUCAUUUGAUAAUUUCAGACCUGAAACAAUUGGACUCAGCUACUUACUUCUGUAUAGCUGGUUAUCAAACACACCUGACUUUCACAGCAGCUUUUACAGUUGAUGUAAAAGGUUCAGGUUUAACCAUCCAGACUUCAGUGGAUCAGUCGUCCUCUGAGAACAUCCAUGCAGGAGACUCUGUGACUCUGAACUGUACAGUACACACUGGGAGCUGUGAUGAAGAACACAGAGUUUACUGGUUCAAAGACUCUGAAGACUCUCAUCCAGGACUCAUUUACACUCAUGGAGGCAGGAAAGAUCAGUGUGAGAGAAAGAACACAAAAACACACAGCUGUUUCUACAAGCUGUACACGAAGAACCUGAAUCGAACUCAUGCUGGGAUCUACUACUGUGCUGUUGUCUCAUGUGGACACAUACUAUUUGGAAAUGGAACCAAGCUGGACCUCACAGGUCAGCCGAACUCUUUGUUGGUGUAUUUCUUAACUGGAUCUUUGACCUUCAUGAGCAUCGUUGUUAUUUUUCUUGUUUACAAGAUUACAAAAGAUAUUUGCUGCCAGUCUAAAGGUAAAGAAACUAUGACUCUUACUUUUUCUCACUGUUCUCUGAAAAUGCUUUUAAACACUUUGUCUGUUAAACCAGAUCAAAUAUCAGCAGCUGGCUCUACACCACAAACAGAGAUUGAGAGCGAAGACACAGAAAGUCUUCAUUACGCUGCUAUCAAUGUUAAGAGGUCCAACAAAUCAAGAAGACAGAACGGCUCCAUCACAGACUGUAUUUAUGCGAGUGUGACACAGCAGAACUGAAUCUGUUUUACAUCAACGUUAUUUCCUACAAAUCGUUUAUCUACUUUUUGUAUGCUUUUCUUUUUUUUUUUUUUUUUGCUUUACUUGUUUUCUAGGAAUUAUCUCUGCAAUAUUUGUUUAUGCAAAAUAAAUAGAUGGAUGUUCUACUGUAAUGACUUCGUAAAAAGUAAAAUUCUGAAAACACUUUUUUGAAACUUGUUUAAUUUUUUUUUUUUUUUUAAUAAAACUUGUUUACAGUACAA
Molecule: messenger RNA, 1367 nt
Organism: Oryzias latipes (Japanese medaka)
Lineage: Eukaryota; Metazoa; Chordata; Actinopteri; Beloniformes; Adrianichthyidae
Biological process (GO): response to bacterium
Source: RefSeq, a predicted model, not a curated record